UGCGCAACACAAUUUUUUUUUAUUUUUUUUAAAAAAUAAUUUAAAAAGUAAAUAACAAAAUAUUUUUUUAUUUCAAUAAUUUGUUUUGAUUAAAGUAAGACCAAAUCUUCUUAGUCUUCUUUAUAAAUAAAAUUUAUAUGGACCUAACUACCAUGCAAUUUCUCGUUCUAGGUCACUAAAUUAAAUUAAUUACUUACUUUUUUAAAAUUUUAUGUGGAUUUAAUACAUAUAUUGGUUGCAACUGCUUGAUGAUGUUACUGAGCUAUUAGCAAAAGAAAGGAUUUGUGCUUGUUUUGUUUUUCACAGAGAAGCAUGGAUAACAAUAAGGGAAAAGACAAAAGGAGAAGGAUCGAGAAACAAUCCGAUCAGGAACCAAAUCGUAAAAAGCAGAGAGAGGACGACGCCACAGAGGAGGAGGUGGAGGAAUUCUUUGCAAUUCUGAGAAGGAUGCAGGUAGCCGUUAAGUAUUUCGAGAAAGGAAAUGGAGAAGGAUGGCGAGCUGCUGUCGAAGCCGAGGUUGUUGCGGUGGUCGGUGAUGGUGAUGGUGAUGGUGAUGGCGCUCGUAAGGAUGAGAAGAUUAAGAUCAGAAAGGAAGCGGUUGUUGAGGAGGAAGCUGUACUUUUGGAUUUAAAUGCCUUGCCGGAGGUGGAAACUCAUGAGGCAUGAGAUUUCCGCUGGUUGUUCAGAUCUCGGCCGCCGAAUAGAUGGCGGAUGAGCAGUUCCCGUCGCGAGUUUAACCGCCUGUUAUACAUGAGAGUAGGUCUUUGUUUCUUUCUUUUCCUAAUAUGUUAUUUUAUUUUAUUUUUUUCAAUUACGAGUUCUGUUUAAUAAUUAGACUUAUUAUGAUAUUUACUAAGAUAAAAUAAUUAAUUGUAAUAGACCUGAAGAAAUACAUGUAAUAGUAAUAUAGUGUCGUAUGAUACUUGACUAAUUCUCAUUUAAGAGAAUUUUUAUGACUAUAUUUUAAUGUGAUUAUAAUCUCUCUCUUUUUUUCUUA
Ricinus communis (castor bean) is the source of this 997-nucleotide messenger RNA. RefSeq names its product protein NIM1-INTERACTING 2-like. Bases 313 to 666 code for a protein of 117 amino acids. Gene Ontology annotation, biological process: regulation of systemic acquired resistance. The record is from RefSeq and is a predicted model, not a curated record. Lineage: Eukaryota; Viridiplantae; Streptophyta; Magnoliopsida; Malpighiales; Euphorbiaceae. The transcript has a single exon.